CGAUAUAUCGAUAUGUAUAUAUUUUGCCCCAAAUGUCGCCGAGCUACAUAAUUGUUUAAUAAACAAUUAAUCACUAAUAUAAACAAAAUAGUGCGUGCGAUAUUCUAUGUAAUUGUACGUAUCUUCAAUUGAUUCGCUUGCAACUAGUCUGCGCUGCACGCUAGAGCCACAACGCAAAGGAGAUUGAGAUUCGCAACGCAAUCAAAAAAAUUCCAUAAAACGGAAAAUAACAUACGCUGCCAGAGAGUGAGCGGACAGAGGGAGGGGGCCGCGCGCAUAGCCCAAAGGUGGUUAACAGCAGCAGCAGCAAGAGAAGCAACAAAAAUAAUAACAACAACAACAACAACAACACGACAAGCGAGACCUUGAAAACUUUAAAGAAAUAGCAACAAAAAGAACUCAAAAUUAUUAACGAAAAACGCAAACAGAGCCGAGUGCAGAGAGGCAACGGCAACGGCAUCGGCAUCGGCCGCUAAGUUAUGGAGAGUGACAAUUUUCCGCAGCGCGCCAAUUAAAAAUAAUAAUAGGAAGAAACUAAUAAUACAAAUAAACUAAAACACCAAAUGCAUGGAGAAAAGCGAAUUGGGAAGCCGUUUAACACGUAAACGUAAGAAUCAAAAUCAAAACAAGCUAACGAUUUACAUCCAUAACAAAAGCAGCGCCUACACUCACACACACGCACACACAGACACACACACACACCCAACACAAACACAAACACAAACACAAACACAAUGGCAGCAGUAGUUGCAGCCACGGCAAACGGCAGCGGCGGCGGCAGCGGCAGCGGCUGCGUCGCAGUUAUGACAGUAUCCGUCGCCGAUAGUGAGACAAGCGACGCCAGCGGCGCUUCAAAUGGACGGGAGGCGCGCAACCUAGCCGAGAAGCAGCGGCGGGACAAGCUCAAUGCCAGCAUACAGGAGCUGGCCACAAUGGUGCCGCAUGCGGCCGAAUCAACGCGGCGACUGGAUAAGACCGCGGUGCUGCGCUUUGCCACACACGGCCUCAGGCUACAGUACGUAUUUGGCAAGUCGGCGACACGACGUCGACGCAGGCUGAAUGUGAAGGGCGCCGGCAGAGGUGGAGAUUCUAGCGGAAGUGGAGGCAAUGGUAACGGUGUCAUCGCCGGCGAUACGCCGCUAUUAACGGAUACGUUGAUGCAGUUGCUCGACAGCUUUUUUCUCACCCUCACUUGCAAUGGGCAGAUAGUGCUUGUGUCUGGGAGCGUGGAACAGCUGCUGGGCCAUUGCCAGUCGGAUUUAUAUGGACAGAAUCUGCUGCAGAUAACGCAUCCCGAUGAUCAGGCGUUGUUGCGUCAACAGCUAAUACCACGUGACAUCGAGACGCUCUUUUAUCAGCAACGACGUAAACAGCACUCGCAGUCGCACUCACAGUCGCAGUCAACGUCGGCCAGCGAUGAUGAUGACAAUGAUGAUGGUGAUGAUGAACUGGAGCAGGAUCUGGAGCGUACACGCACGCCCAGCCCCCAAACUAUCGCCCAUAUGGCCGCCAUCGAUGAGCGUCUGCGUGCCGAUCGACGUUGCUUCACGGUGCGGCUGGCCCGUGCUUCGACCCGGGCCGAGGCGACGCGUCACUAUGAGGUGGUCAAAAUUGACGGUUGUUUUCGGCGCAGCGACUCAUCGGUUACGGGUGGGGCGGCCGCCAAUUAUCCAAUCGUAUCGCAGCUGAUAAGGCGCUCGCGUAAUAACAAUAUGCUAGCCGCCGCCGCAGCAGCAGCGGCAGCAGGCACGGUGCCAGCAUCGACGACAUCAGCAGCGACAUUGACGCCGCCCUGCCUGCCGCAACACGAUGCGAUCGCCCAGGCGGCGCUGCACGGCAUCAGCGGCAACGACAUCGUCCUGGUGGCCAUGGCACGCGUAAUGCGUGAGGAGUCCAACUGCCUGAGCCUCCUGUGCCGCCAGCCGGAGCCGUAUCAGCUGGAGUACCGCACGCGACAUCUCAUCGACGGCAGCAUCAUUGACUGUGAUCAGCGCAUUGGCAUCGUGGCGGGCUACAUGAAGGAUGAGGUUCGCAACUUGAGCCCGUUCAGCUUUAUGCAUUUGGAUGAUGUGCGCUGGGUAAUUGUCGCGCUUAGACAAAUGUAUGACUGCAAUAGCGAUUAUGGUGAGAGCUGCUAUCGCCUGUUGUCCCGGAAUGGUCACUUCAUAUACCUGCAAUCGAAGGGUUUCCUUGAGGUUGACAAGAGCAGCAACAAGGUGCACUCGUUUCUGUGUGUCAAUACGCUGCUGGACGAGCAGGCCGGCAAGCGGAAGGUGCAGGAGAUGAAGAACAAAUUCUCGACCAUUAUCAAGGCCGAUAUACCUACGCAUACCAGUCCCGAUCUGCCUGCAUCGAGGGCGCCACAACAGCUGGAGCGCAUUGUGCUGUAUCUAAUUGAGAAUCUGCAAAAGAGCGCGAAUAGUGCCGGUGUUAAUGGCAGUGCGGAUUCGUCGAAUGGUGAUGUCAACAUGGAUACCAUGGAAGAUAUCUGCUGCAGUUCGCCCGCCUCGAGCAACACGACACUGACAUUGGACGAACAGGCGCCAUCGCCGGCCCAGUUGGCUUUAGUACCGCCGGCCCCAGGUCACGUCAAGAACUCAAUAUCCAAAUCAGUCAAUGUCGUUAACGUGACAUCGGCGCGCAAUCUUCAGUACCAGCAGCAGCAGCAGCAGCAAAAGCUGCAGCAGGAGCAACGGGAGCGAGGCGAAGCCAAUGGCGGCGUCAUACGCCAGUUGAGCUAUAGCUUAAGUGAAAGCUCCACAUUGUCGCCGGCGAGUGCGAGCAGCCUGGAGCUACCGGACGACGCAAAUAGUAAUGCAUCCCCGCCACCAGCAGCAACGCCGCGCGUCAGUGUGCUGCAGAGGCUAAUGACGACGACACCGUCGCCGACAUCAACACCAAAGGUGCCAGAAGCAGCAGCAGCAGAAGCGACGUCGCCGUCGCCUUUGCCGUCGCCGACAACCCAGCUGCAAGCAGCUUUGUCCAAUUCGCUGCGUAGCCUGGACACCAAGCUGUCAAAGAUGGGCGAGGAAGCUCAAACGCUCUACAAGCAACAGCAAGAGCAGCACAGCGCCUUCCUGCCCGAGUUUGAGCGGCAAAUGGAUGCCAUUAUGCUGGAGCAUCAGAUGCAGAAACAGUUGCUGGUCAACAUCAAGAGCGAGUACAAGGCGGCAGCAGCAACCAACGAAGUGCCAGCGGCGCAUCAGCCGGUUUCAGUGAUAACCAAACAGACGACAACGUCCAGUGAGAGCAGCGGCGAUAAAUAGUGUGGGAAUUCAAGAAUGCCAGUGUUGCGAAAUGCGAGAAGUUAACGCCCUUUGCCUUCGGAUUAGCUACAAAAUUUAUUUAUUUAGUCCACUUAGCUCAGUAUUCAGUGCACCGCUGAAGCUUUGACUCCCCAACCCCACCUUCCUCCCGCACCAACACGAUCCAAAAACAAAAAAAAAGAAAAAGAAAAACCACCCAUUUGAAGACCCAGUGCGAUCAGAGUACAAAAUCAUAUAUUCUUUUAAGCGAACAUCUACUCAUUAAAAUUUAGCAGGUUUUAACUUUUGCAAACUACGAAAAAAAAAAA
Molecule: messenger RNA, 3574 nt
Organism: Drosophila virilis
Lineage: Eukaryota; Metazoa; Arthropoda; Insecta; Diptera; Drosophilidae
Gene: Met
Product: Methoprene-tolerant
Biological process (GO): regulation of transcription by RNA polymerase II
Cellular component (GO): nucleus; aryl hydrocarbon receptor complex
Molecular function (GO): RNA polymerase II cis-regulatory region sequence-specific DNA binding; protein dimerization activity; DNA-binding transcription factor activity, RNA polymerase II-specific
Source: RefSeq, a predicted model, not a curated record